AUGCAUCAGCCGGGUCUUUCUGCGGCUGCUCGUGGCGAAUCGCGACGAAAGAAGACAAGGACAGCCAUCGUGGACAUGGGCUUCGGAAAAUUUGUAAGGAAGGGUUCCGAUGGCGAUGGUGGAGAGGUGAUGGUAUGGCCAGGGCCACUUCUCCCAACGCUCGAUGGCUUCCGGCAUGUCCAAGCUGCCAACCGUGUAGUAUGCCCCAAGAGACAAGCGAAGUUUCUAGACCAUCCGAAAUGCAGUUCAAUUAUACCGUCAUCGUAUUCGAACCACUUCGAUCAUGGCUCGGACGCUGACACAACUACCAUCGGUAGAGACGAAUCGUCGUCCUCGAGAACAGGCGGGUCAUCUUUUCCCAAAGAAGGCCUGUACUGGGAGCUUCAUGACGAUUCUCAAUUGGAUACCUUGAUCUCCUUCUCCGUCUUGGUCUUCUCAAUGUUCAAUACUUCUACGUCCUCGGAUCGGGAUUGUUGGUCACGAAUGGACUUAGGUUUUGCGGUCCGAAUCAAAGGGACUCUGAUUUUGACGAGGCCAUUUCCUUUAGAAAGAGUAAUAAAGUGUGAGACAAUAUGUUUGACUGAAUACAAGGGUCAAGUGCUCCAGGGAUAUUAAAGUUUUGGUGCAGGCACGCACUAGGCAGGCGAGCAAUAAACCGUGCCUGAUACUCCAAACCAUUCCCAUAACUUCGCGCCGCUCGACUUGCCCUCUCACUCUCCGCCACCAGGUGUCCUCGCGGCGCGUUAGUCACAUUCACCUCACACGACAUAAGAACAAGGGCUUGGUGAGAUCUCGUAUAUUUCAGCUAAUAAGCUUGAUAUUAUUCGCCGUCUAGACUCGUGGCAGUUCAUACUCUCCUCUCUCAUUGUAAGUCCAAGACGAAAAAGAAACAAACAAACCGCUUAUGGAAGGGGUAUCUUUUCAGCGCUGAAGAAGUAGAUGCCAGCCUCACGGAAACGCCAUCGCUCAUUCAUAUGCAAGUGUGGUUGGGUAUCAUCCCCGGUCCCUAACGUCUAGAUCCUCGUCGACGUCUUCCCUGGCAGAAUUAGGCGCAUGAGCCGGAACAGC
Pseudovirgaria hyperparasitica is the source of this 1068-nucleotide messenger RNA. RefSeq lists its product as uncharacterized. The coding region runs from base 1 to 615 and encodes 204 amino acids. The record is from RefSeq and is a predicted model, not a curated record. NCBI's taxonomy places the organism in Eukaryota, Fungi, Ascomycota, Dothideomycetes, Acrospermales, Acrospermaceae. The transcript is spliced from 3 exons.